AUGGACGUACCCGCAAGUACUGUCGAGGUCACCACCGUGCUAUCGCAGUGUGCAGAGUCAAAGGUGUACGAGUGCAACUUCUACAACUACCGUGCUGUUUGUAAGCAUCGUUUCCCCAAGAUGUAUCGUCAUCCAGUCCUCGACCACAAACUGCGGGAGCAGCGGACAGUGCGGGAGGCGCGGGCGCUCGUGCGGUGCCGCAAGCACGGUGUGGAGGCCCCAACUGUCUUCGCCGUCGACCGCGAUCGGUGUGCGAUUGUGAUGGAGCGCAUUGACGGUCUCAUGGUGCGCGAUGUUCUCAACAAUGAACAGGGGGGCGUCUCCGCAUUGGCUGAGCGGCUGCUGCGAGGGAUGGGCGAGGUGGUUGGCCUGCUGCACAGCGCCGACAUCAUUCACGGCGACCUGACGACAUCGAACUUCAUGUGCCGGGGGCAACACCUGGAUAAGGAGGAAGGGCGCGAGCACCAGCAGCGGGGGCAGGUGCCACAGAUGUUUGUGAGAGGUCUUGCUGCGGGGACGUCGUGUCGAGAAGGCCUCGUUGUUCUCGAUUUCGGACUUGUGGUGGACAAAAACAGUGCGGAGGAGCGUGCGGUGGACCUGUACGUUCUCGAGCGUGCGAUUAAGUCGUCGCACCCAUUCCUCGAGCACGUGGCGUCGUCGCUCGUCCUCGACGGGUACCACCGCACCAUUGACGUGCACAAGGGCGCCGCAACCGUUGCGCGGUUGGAGGCGGUGCGGGCCCGUGGCCGCAAGCGGAGCAUGGUUGGGUAG
Molecule: messenger RNA, 771 nt
Organism: Trypanosoma grayi
Lineage: Eukaryota; Euglenozoa; Kinetoplastea; Trypanosomatida; Trypanosomatidae
Product: protein kinase
Exons: 1
Coding region: 1-771 (256 amino acids)
Biological process (GO): protein phosphorylation
Cellular component (GO): cytosol; EKC/KEOPS complex; nucleus
Molecular function (GO): protein serine/threonine kinase activity; ATP binding
Source: RefSeq, a predicted model, not a curated record